CUCGCCGCUUCGUUCUGGACAACUUCGUGAAAGUGUCUCAGCAGAGCGAAGAACUGGUGGAAAUGCCUGUAGAGGAGCUGCAAUCGAUAAUCGAGUCCGAGGAACUUAACGUGAAGAACGAGAAAGUUGUGUGGGAGUGCGUUCUCCGGUGGAUUAACCAUGACGUGGACAACAGGAAAGGCCACAUCGUGGGCCUUUUGAAGGGCGUAAGACUGGGAUUACUUGACGCAAAGUUUUUCAAGGAGGAGGUAUCAAAGCACCCGUACGUGACGGAAAAUGAGGCGUGCAAACCCGUAAUCUUGGAGACGAGCGCGUUCCUACGCGACGUGCAAAUGAUGACCAAGGAAGACAAAGACUUCGUCAUAGCAAGGAUUGCCCGCUCGGGAAUCCCACGGGACAUUCUGUUUGCUAUUGGUGGGUGUCGCUACGGAACGUUGACAGAUGUGAUCGAAACUUAUGACAUACGAGCAAACCGAUGGAGUGUGUUGGAGCAGGUCGAUUCGAUCGGUCCGCGAGCCUACCAUGGCUCGGCAGUAGUCGGUUUCGAGAUUUACGUCAUCGGUGGUUAUGACGGCGGCUCUGAAGGUUUAAACACAUGCCAUUGCUUCAACGCUGCUACAAAGACGUGGCGCGAGGUGGCGCCUAUGCAUGAACGCAGAUUCACUUUAAUAGUGGCUGUUCUGCGAGGUGAAGUGUACGCGAUGGGCGGUUUCUCUGGUAAUCUGCUUCUCAAUAAAGCGGAACGAUACGAAUGCAAGACAAACCAGUGGUCUUUGAUCGCUCCCAUGAAGACAGCGCAUUGCAAUGCAAGUGUGGCUGUACUGAGUGACAAAAUAUACGUCGCUGGUGGAUGUGAUAUAUAUAACACUCAUUUGAAAACGGUGGAAGUUUAUGACCCGGACACCAGUUUCGCCACUUUUUCAUGA
Messenger RNA from Zootermopsis nevadensis, 926 nucleotides. NCBI's taxonomy places the organism in Eukaryota, Metazoa, Arthropoda, Insecta, Blattodea, Termopsidae. The record is from RefSeq and is a predicted model, not a curated record.